UAUUAUACACACAAAAUCUUGAGUAGUAUCUUUUUUUUGCCAAUUGUACUACACCAGAUCGUACACAUGUCUAUUUGACAUUCGUUUAACAUUGCGCUUUAAAUUCAAUGAGCACGUAAGUGUACCCACAUGCCAUGCAGUGCUAUAAUUGAAGUUGAAGGCAAGAAAAAUAAUAGAUCGAGAGCAGAGCCCAUGCGUAAUGUUUAUUCAUUGAUAAUAGUGGUCCAAUAAAAAUAGCCAGCAUCAACUCAUAAAGUAUGAGUGGCCCAACUUUUGCCUGUGUUAUCUUCUGCACGAGUAUUUCAAGUAUUUGACAACUCCUACCUGCAAAAACACAUUGUUUCUAGGGCAGGUGUUGUCAUUGCUGAGAAGAGCAUUGUGCCACUAAUUAUUGGAUAAUUUACCUGAAUUACUUUGUUUUAUUAAGGCCUGCAAAGAUGAGGACCAGAAGUAAUUCUGGAGUCCGGUUGGACUACUACCAGCGGGUGGUGCACAAGAUCAUCAUGGACCAUCAGAAUCCUGUGACGGGACUAUUUCCUGCGAGCAAGGGUAACAAUCACGCUUGGAUUCGGGAUAAUGUUUACACAAUACUUGCCGUGUGGGGACUGUCAAUGGCUUACAAGAAGACAGCCGAUGCAGACGAGGAUAGAGCCAAGACUUACGAGCUGGAGCAGAGCUGUGUUAAACUCAUGAGGGGCCUUUUGAUGGCUAUGAUGCAACAAAAGGAUAAAGUUGAAAAAUUCAAAUCGACACAGAAUCCAUUGGAUGCUCUGCAUGCAAAGUACAGCUCUGCCACUGGCCAGACUGUUGUGGGAGACACCGAGUGGGGUCACUUGCAAAUUGACUCAAUUUCAUUGUACUUGCUGAUACUCGCACAAAUGACCGCUUCUGGCUUGCAAAUCGUGUUCAACUUGGAUGAAGUGGCCUUUAUUCAGAAUUUGGUUUUUUACAUUGAAUCCGCCUAUUGCACUCCUGAUUAUGGAGUCUGGGAGAGAGGUGACAAGACAAAUCACGGACUACCAGAAUUGAAUGCAAGUAGUAUUGGAAUGGCCAAGGCAGCCAUGGAAGCUAUGAAUGAAUUGGAUCUAUUUGGCGCCAGAGGCGGUCCCACUUCGGUUAUUCAUGUUUUGGCUGACGAAGCGCAAAAGUGCCAAGCGGUUUUGCAGUCAAUGUUACCUAGAGAAUCCAAUUCUAAGGAGCUUGACAGUGGCCUUUUGUCCAUCAUAAGUUUUCCGGCUUUCGCUGUUGAUGAGCCAAAUCUCAUUCAACUGACCAGAGACGCUAUUACCAAAAAGUUGCACGGCAAGUACGGGUGCAAGAGAUUUUUAAGAGAUGGCUACAGAACACCGAAAGAAGAUCCAAACAGAUUGUACUAUGAACCUUGGGAACUGAGGAUGUUUGAGAACAUUGAAUGCGAGUGGCCACUAUUCUUCUGUUAUUUAAUUUUAGACUACUGUUUUCAAGGCAACCAAGACGCAAUAAAUCAUUAUUCGAAAUUGUUGGAGGAAAUCACAGUAAAAACGGAAGAAGGCAUCAGAUUGGUUCCCGAGCUUUAUGCCGUUUCAGCAGAAAAUACUGCUGCUGAGUACGCUGAGCCUGGAAGCCAAAAAAGAGAGGCCCUGGGUAGAACCCCAUUUAUGUGGGCACAAUCACUUUAUAUUUUAGGAAAAUUACUACAAGAAGGGUUUCUAGCAGUGGGAGAAUUGGAUCCGUUAAAUCGGCGUUUGUGCAGCGAAAAAAAACCUGAUGUCGUUGUACAAGUCGUUAUUUUAGCCGAAGACGCGGAAAUCAGAGAAAAAAUUGCUCAGCACGAUAUUCACGUUCAAACGAUUGCGGAAGUAGCGCCUAUCGAAGUACAACCUGCCAAAGUCCUCAGUCAUUUGUACACAUAUUUAGGUCGUAAUAAAAAACUCGGACUGUCCGGUCGUAAGUCGAGGGACGUUGGUAUACUCAGCACAAGCAAACUUUAUUCUUUACAUGAUAGAAUAUUUGCUUUUACGCCACAGAACAUUGACGUCGUGGACUACUACACGUCCAACGAUGCGGCCUUCCUCGCCGAUACGUUCACGACCAACCUGGCUUUCCUCACCAUCAACUGGAAACAAAUGCUCGGCAGACCGACCGUAACACUUGUCGCUAGUCAUAGAUACUUGGAUCAAGGAAAGAUCCCACUAGCGAUGAUAACGACAAUGAAAAAAUUAAAGAGCGGCUACAUCAACGGUACUAGAGUGUCGCUGGGAAAUUUAAACGAGUUUUUGAGCACUUCCUGCAUCACUAAUCUGAGCUUUUUGGGAAGCUCCGAAGAUGGCCGACCCGACCGACUCAAUCCUCAGGUGCAGCAGUACCUGGACGAGCACUUGAUGAAAGCUUUUCCGCUGCGCACUAGUUUGCUGGACAAACCUUUGAUUCAGGGUGCGAGGAACCUCAGACGACGAAUGUCCGUCAAAGGAGCGAUCAAAAAAACAAGAUCCAUAGCUGUCGAACCGACGGAGUUACCCAUCGUACUUCAUGAACCGGAGAUACUGGGGAUGGCCGGGGAAGACCGACGGCCGUCGCAAGUGUUGUCGGCCAACCCGUUCAUAAAAAUCACCGACACGACUCUAGCGACAAGCGAAAACCCUCAGCCCAACCGUACGCCAUCGCCCACGGAGGAGCUGCUGUCUUGGAAGCCGCACUCCCCGAAGCUCAGCAGACAGAGGAUGAACUCGGAGACCCAGUACGCGGACACCGAGGUCGAGGAGCUCAUGGCCAUGCUGAGGGAAACGGAGAGCUUGGAGGAGCAGGGGGACAUUUUGCAGUUCCUGGUGGACUCGCAGGGUUUGAUGUUCAACACGGGCAUGGUGGAGAACGAUCAUCCCGUCCUGGUAAAGGAUCUCCUCAAAGGUUUGUACGAGAAGGCCUGUCAGCAGAAAAUGUGGGGCAUCGUGAGACACACGGCCGGCAUGCUCGGCAAGCGAGUCGAGGAUCUAGCCAAAGCGGUCACCGACCUCCUGGUGCGUCAGAAACAGGUGACGGUGGGCAUGCCACCGACCAACGAGCACACCAUCGUCGCCCCGCUGCCCGAGAACGAGCUGCGCUCGCUCAUACACCAGGCAUACGGCGACGACGAGUCCACAGCCAUGCUGACCCAGGAGCUGCUCGUAUACCUGGCCAUGUUCAUAAGAACCGAGCCACAGCUGUUCCACGAGAUGUUGAGGCUCCGCGUCGGUUUGAUCAUUCAGGUCAUGGCCACCGAGCUGUCGCGCACGCUCAUCUGCAGCGGUGAAGAAGCCUCCGAGCACCUGCUCAAUCUCUCGCCGUUCGAGAUGAAAAAUCUCUUGCAUCACAUUAUGAGCGGAAAAGAGUUUGCGAUCAGCAGUGUUGGUCGCGGCAACUUCUCCGUCGUUAGCUGCAAGUCUAGUCGAGUAAGCAAGAAAUCACAGAUUGGUGGAUUCCUCAAUGCCGAUCAAGAAAAUACAGAAAUGGAGCCAGACAGGCAGGGUCAAUGGUUGAGAAGAAGACGAUUAGAUGGAGCUUUAAAUCGCGUACCUCGAGACUUUUAUCCCCGAGUCUGGCAUGUUCUCGAAAGAUGCCAUGGAUUGACCAUAGAAGGAAGAAUACUCGCACAAAAUCUCACCCAGGAAAUGACUUCUGGAGAACUGAAAUUCGCACUAGCUGUUGAGACUGUUUUAAAUACUAUACCGCAACCAGAGUAUCGUCAACUUAUUGUCGAAGCAUUGAUGGUACUGACUCUCGUUACUGAAUACAACGUAGCUUCUUCUCUCGGCGGUCUGAUAGCCGUUGAACAUUUAGUCCAUAAGGCCAAUGCCAUAUUUUUGGAAGAUCAGAUGAAGAUCGACGGGGAUGCCACCCUUUGUUGCGCAAAACCAAAGGAACAAAGGGAAACGACUGCACUGGGCACCUUACUGUGCGGAGGGGCGGCAUAUAUCUGCCAGCACUUUUACGAUUCGGCGCCUAGUGGAAGCUUUGGGACAAUGACAUACAUAACGAGAGCGGUUGCGAGCCUAUUGAAUUGUCUUCCUAAAGAUGGGGAUUUGGAAUGUACAAUAUCCUAAAGCACGCCUUAAACUUUAGAGCAUCUUUUUGACAAUUAUUUUUUUUUUUAAUGAUGUUGAAACUUCUUGUAUACUUAUUAUUAUCUAUAGAAGAGAUUUAACGUGUUUUUAAGCAAAUACGCUGCCUUACUGUUAGCAAAAAAAAAAAUUGACUUGUUACAAUUGAAAUUUAGAGUUUUUUAACAAAUUAUGUAAGCAUAAAAACUGAAUAAUAUAUAUAUAUAUAUAUAUAUAUUCUUACGUUUACAUUGUUAAUACGAAUACUUAAAAGCAUAUACAAAUUUUUAAACGUACUUAUCUGUGUAAACUGUUCAUUUUCUCUAAAUUUCAUCGUUUAUUUACAAACUUAACAAAAUCCGUUGCCGUUUAAGGAUUGUUCAAUUAUUUUGUCCACUGCAAAUCAUUUGAAUGGAUUAAUUUUUGAUAGCCACGAGCCAUCAGAUGGACUGAAAAAAAAAUCAUGUAUUUGUUAUCCUUAUACAUUAAGUUGUUUACAAUAUUAUUCAACUUACUCUUCUCCUUCUUCAAUCAUUCUUUGUUUUUCUGUCAUAAGAUGCUGAAUAAAUUCUUGUCUGUACGUGAC
Copidosoma floridanum is the source of this 4638-nucleotide messenger RNA. Its product is annotated as putative phosphorylase b kinase regulatory subunit alpha. The record is from RefSeq and is a predicted model, not a curated record. Gene Ontology annotation, molecular function: calmodulin binding. Gene Ontology annotation, cellular component: phosphorylase kinase complex. Gene Ontology annotation, biological process: glycogen metabolic process. NCBI's taxonomy places the organism in Eukaryota, Metazoa, Arthropoda, Insecta, Hymenoptera, Encyrtidae.